AUGGGCAGCAUCUCAUUCCGCGAACACAUCCGCUGGAUCCCCGACGAGGCUAGCGAGCCGACGUCCACCAUCGUGCUCACGUCCCCGCAGCGCCGCUUCGUCGAUCUCCGCAUCCUCAAGUCGCCGCCGACGGCCGAUGCCGCGCCAGCGACACACGGCAUCGAGCGUCUGGAAUGGGGCAUCGCGGGGACCUCGUCCUCGUCCAUGCGCGACGGCGGCGACGGCGUCCAGGUCCGGCACUCGCGCUGGGAGCACUGGAUCGACUCGCGCACGACGGAGCCCGAGAACGCCGCCGACGAGGGCGACAUGUACGAGCAGCCAGACGGGCUGACCCUCGAGAAGGGCCGGAUGGUGAACCCGGCCACCGGGGAGGAGACGGACUACGAGGAGCUCUGGCGGGACAUUGACCCCGUCCCCGUCCCCAUCGCGGCUGCUGCUGCUGGCGACGGCGGCGGCGACGGCGGCAAGGGCGGCAAGGGCGUCGAGUGCAUCGUCCUCAGAUUCGAGGACGAGCCGACCAAGUCGCGGGGGCUGGUCGUCUGGCUGGGCCGGUUCUGCCAGGGCAUCUCGAGGAUCGGGGAGGACGUCGCGGCGCAGCGCUGGGAGUGGAAGGGCGAGGACGGGUGGAAGCGGACGGCGCGGAUCGGCGAGCGGGAGCUGCCCUGCGAGGCGCUCCUGAAGACCGGGGCGCCGCUGAGCGUCGGCGCGCACGUCGUUCACGAGAACCUGGUGUGGGACGUGCUUGAAAGUUCCUAA
Colletotrichum graminicola M1.001 is the source of this 756-nucleotide messenger RNA. RefSeq lists its product as uncharacterized. The transcript has 2 exons. The record is from RefSeq and is a predicted model, not a curated record. The coding region runs from base 1 to 756 and encodes 251 amino acids. NCBI's taxonomy places the organism in Eukaryota, Fungi, Ascomycota, Sordariomycetes, Glomerellales, Glomerellaceae.